AGGUAGCAAUGUUGCAUGACUUCCCCUCGUUUCACGUCCGAUUUCUACCCCGCGCGGCUCAGCGCACCCACGAACGAAAGUGUCGCGCCCGAGAGCUCGUGUUGCAAACUAUUCCCAUCCCAUUCUGGCCCUAACGAGCUUUUCUUCCCUCUCGCUCAUCUCGCUCGUGUUCAUUUUCGAGCAUGCAACAAAGUGAACGGUUUCGCUGUGUCGCACCGCACACACACACGCCGAGGACCUGCCCAGGCGGUUGCAAGCUAUUCCCAUUUCAUUCUCGCCCACGCCAUCUGUUCUUCCGUUUCGAUCAUCUCGCACUUAGCAAAUUUUCGGUGUGCAACGAAGUGUUUGCUGUCGACGGAUCACACCGCACACACACACGGCAUCGGCCAUGGACCGUUUAUUAUUAAAUAAUGGCGCUGAUUAGUGGAACUACGGGCGAAUGGCAUGGGUUAAAUUGUGUUGGUCAAAUUUUCAUAUGAUUGCAAAUAUUUGAUUUUUAUGCGUAUUUAAUUAUAAAAAAUAUCUUUUUAUUGAUUAAUUAUUAUUUUUAAUUAUUAAGAAGGGCAAAUAAAUCUUCGCCUUUAAUAAUUUCCUCAAUUUUUGGACUUUAUUUUGUGUCGAAUAAUGGACAUUAUUUUCAUGGUCAAAAAUAUUGAUCUUUAAUUUGCGAUACUCCAUAGUGCCGUUUGUUAUUGAUAUUCUAAACAGUUCUAUCAGUUUACCUUCUACCACACUCUCGCCAUCUUACAAAAACACAAAUAGUGCAGAAAAAUAGUUUACAGUGUUAUAACCAAGGAAAAAGGUAAAUAAAAGCAGCAUGGAUUCCUCUUUGCAGUCAUCCAAAAGAUCAGGCCAAUUUUAUCGGCGGAUCCAAAAACGUACUGCUGAUGAAGUUGAGGUAGAACAGGGAGAAUCUAGUCAGAUGCAGUUCGAAAUUGGUAAGUAAAAUCAUCUUUAAACUAGUGAUUAUUAUUAGUUUGAGGCAAAUUAUGUGUAGGGAAUAUUAUUAGUUGUACGCAUCGCUAAAAAUUGACCGAUAAUCGUUGAAAAACAGUGCGUGUAGGACGGUAUUAAGUGCAAGCGUAUUUAUGCGUGUAAAUUGCGUGUAAUGUGUGUGUUUGUGGUCCAAUCUCGAUCGGAUAAACCGAUGCCAUUUUAAUAUGAUAGGCAAUAAUCAUAGUUUAAUGUGUGCGUAUAAAAAAGUGCGUUAGGUCGCUGACCGCAGGAUCUUGUAAGCAAGGAAAGAUCGCGCACGAGCAAAUACCCAAAGAAGUGUAGGAGAUAUUGUGUGAUUAAUUCGCAUUUUAAAUAUUAAAUGUUUGCUAUUUAAUAUUAUUUCCGGUUUACGUACAUAUUCCCAACCGAUAGUUGUUGUUAUUUGUGUUACAAAUGUGGAACGGUGCAAAAAUGUUAAUGAUACAUUUAAUGCAAAUUAUGCAAUGUUUUUUUUUGGCUGUUGAUGUGUUUUAUUUAUAGAUUUUUCUAACGCCUUUGUUUAAGUAGUAAUAUUUUUAUUUAAGUAAUUUACAUUUGCUUAGACCACCACCGCAAAACAGUUGUAGCUGUAAAAGCUUAAUAUCGUAUUUUAUUUAUAUAAUAAAAAUUUAUGAUUACGGCUUCGGCUGUAAAAGCUUAAUAUCUAUUGAUAUUCAAAUUUGUAUUUGGUUGUGCUGGUGCAAAACGUUAAUUUUUGUUUGCUUUUGUUACAGAAAAUGAUCGCAUGUUGUUAUUGACAGAAGAUGCAGAAAUUGUGCCCGAUGAAGAUGAUGUCCUGGAGGACAUAGAUUAUAUUGAUGAGGUGGGGACGGAUGAGGAAUUUAAUUUCCGACAGAGCUCCAUAGAGGAAUGUCUUCGGUUUUGGGCUCUGAAGACGAAUGCACCACAUUCCUCCAUCAAUAUAAUUCUUAAAAUCUUCCGGGCUAAAACCGAACUCCGUCCUCCCAAGGAUGCUCGAACGCUUCUACGUACCAACCAAACCGACAAGGAAAUCGUUACUGUCGGAGGCGGACACUUUUGGUACAAUGGUGUUGAAAAGUGUCUUCGUACAACAUUCAGGUGAGUUAAUUUUUUUUUAUUAUUAAUCUGUAGGAUGGACUAGCUAUUAGUAUUAAUUUUUCCAGUCCACAUUUCGAAUGUAGAAUCAUAAUCUUAUCACCUGGUUCUAUUUUAAAUUUGAGCCCAUGACAAAACGAAUAUUCGUUGCAUAGAUAGGUAGAUAGAUAGAUAGGUAAAUAGAGAAAUAGAUAAAUAAACAAAUAGAUAAAUAGAUUAAUUACGUGUAGACAAAUUGGUUUAUGUAUAUUAGAAAACAAAGAAUACUUAAAUUAUCAUAGCUGAAAUGCAUUUUUAUAGUUUGGCGAUUAAUAAACCGUUUAAUUAAUUUUUAUUUUAGAAAGUUGCGCUUCGUGGUAGGUACUACCUUACCGCUAACGAUUUCGGUGGACGGUUUGCCGCUCCACAAAAGUACGCGCCUAACAUUUUGGCCGAUUUUGAUUAAUGUCCAUACUAUGCCUCACAUCAAACCCAUGACGGUUGCCAUAUUUUUUGGGAUCACCAAACCGAGUUCGGCCCAAGAGUUUUUGGAGAAAUUGAUCCAAGAGCUCAACGAGCUUAUGGAGCGAGGCAUAGUAUUAGGCCGCGACAGGACAUUAGUCAACAUCAGCGUUCGUGCUUUUGUGGCCGAUUCACCAGCACGAGCUUUAAUUAAGGGUAAAUAUGGAAUAUUUAAAAGGUGAAUAAGCCAUUAAUUGUAGCCUUCUUUUGAUUUACAAGGUGUACAAGGGCAUGGGGGCAGGCAUGGCUGUUUGAAGUGCACGGUUGUUGGUUACAGUCAUCCAACAUCUCGAACAGUCUGUUUCCCUACCGUGGCGGGCACGCCGAGGACCGACGCUGGAUUCCGUCAAGGAAUUUAUGGCGUGCACCAUAAGGAACCUUCGCCUCUUCUAAACCUACGUGGUUUUGAUAUGGUUCAGCAGGUCCUUAUUGGCGAUCGUUUGCACGCUAUUGAUUUAGGAGGGAUGCGACGGAUGCUGCAGUCGUGGACGUUCGGUUUUUGGGGUGCUAGAAAGUGGACUGAAUCAGAGUUUAAAGAUAUCUCUGAUCAUUUGGAAAGCAUCGCUUUGCCUUCGGAGAUCCAUCGCAAGCUUCGCAGGUUGGAUGAUUUAAAGUAUUGGAAAGGAACUGAAUACAGUUCAUUUCUGCACUAUGCCGGUUUUGUCGUUUUGAAAGGCAAAAUUAGCGACGAGCAAUACGACCACUUCAUGCUUUACUUCUGUGCAGUUACAUUAUUUUCUUCUAAUGCAUAUAAAUGUCAUUGGAAUGUGGCUGGUCAAAUGAUGGAACAAUUUGUUAUCGACUAUGCAAAAAUCUACGGGGAGGGUUAUGUGAGUAGCAAUAUUCACAACUUGUUGCAUGUACACGAGGAGCUUGUGCAAUUCGGCUCACUCUAUACAAUAGCAGCAUAUCCGUUUGAAAAUGCGCUUCAGCAUAUGAAGCACCUUGUACGAAGUGGUUGGAAAAACCUGGAGCAAGUUCGAAAUCGGCUGUCCGAGUUAGAACUUUUUAAUGCUCCGGAUGAAAUUGAAAAUUUUGUUUGUUAUAUUUCCGGCCACAGCGAUAAUGUUACCCUACAUAUGAAGGAUUAUAAAUUGCAGAAUAAUUUCCGAAACAGUUGGUUUCUUUCCACAGAGUACGAAGUUAUCAAAUAUUGCUCGGCAGCGAGGGUAUCUUCCUCUGUGAAAGUUACUGGCCAAAAACUGUUGGAAAGGGAAGAAUGUUUUGUGUAUCCGUACUCGUCUGCUAAUAUGUUCAUAUGUCAGGGUAACAUUAAUAACCUCGAUGCAACCACAACCGAAUUUGACACCUGCAGUAUUUUUUGCAAGCUUGUGGCCCUACCUAUUGCUCUGAAUGGUGAAACGAAAUUCGUUCCAUUAAUUCACACCAUCAAAAGUGAGGAUUAAACGCAGGACAACACUAUGAAACGAACAACGAAAGCAACGACCUGAGAUUUCAUGAAGGAUGGAUUAUACUGCUGCGCCCUAAACCGAUUUUUAAAAGUGCCACAACUCCAAGGUAAGCAUAUGUGGCAGCUAGAUAAUGAGAUCAGGCGUGUGCAAAUAGGUUUUAUUUUAUAGAAGAACAUUUAUAUGUUCCAAUGAUAUAUCAUAGGUUAGGGUUAGGCAUUAAAGAAACAUAUUGCAUAUUUAGUUACAAUACUAAUUGUGAUUGCGUACAGAUAGAAAAAAUGAUUUUUAUGUCAGGGUAGAAUGAAUAUUUUACACAUGUAUGCAUUAUAUUUUAAUUAAUACCAUUUAUUAUAUUUUCUUUUUAGUUACUUUUUCACCAUUCACUAACAUUUGGAAAUACACAAACCAACGAGAUGGCAUUGUAUGACUUAGUAACAACGGGGACGGUUUUCACACGAUUGGACCGGUAACAAAUGAUGAUGAUCUUUCGCACGCAAAACAAACCAAAAAAUGUAAGUAUGUAAGGUAAAAGAUUAAAUAUGUAUAUUGUAUUGAUCUUGCCUGUGCUUUGCCAAACUUUACAUACCUGCUCCUCUUGUUAACAUCGUCUCGUUUAGAACAGUUAAAAUUAAGAAAGUUUGGUGUACUGUCAGGAUUCCGGAAAAUCGUUUGCAAAAUUCUUCUAUGCUCAAGAUCCGUUUCUUUAUAUCGAUGAACGCUAUGUUUCUGAACAUUGAAUUUUGCUCAAAAAAUAACACAAAUUAAGGCAUGUUUUCAUGACUUCGCGAAAAACUUUUUUUUAUCUGAGACCAAAUAAAAUCAUCUGGCCGUAGAGAAAUUUUUAGUGGAAGGAAAAAAGGCGGAAGCUUGCAAGCCGGACUUAACCGACCACUACCUUGUUUGGUCCGGUACGAUCGGUGCAUGCGGGGCUGGGUUCCUUUGAUGGCGUACCGUUUGGCGACGUUUGGCAUGGUUUAUUUUUUUAACGAAAAAAUGCUUUACUGCUUCGUUACUGGGCAUUUGCCCUAGGUUUCGAAAAAGCAGUAAAACAUUAUUUAACUUACUAAGUGCAAUUUUCGAGCCUUUGCCCGUCCAAUUGCACUUAGCAAAUAAUUCCUUAGAAAAAACGAGAUCAAUAGCCCGAUGUAAUAUGUAGUGCAAUCGGGUAUCCCUCACCUGACCGCGAAUGUAUGCCAACACGUUGAUCAUACUUUCCUCGGUUCCAAGCUGCACAUCAAAUGACAACAAUUCCUCUAAGUUAUCUAGAGGAUUAAAUUGGAACACUUGAUGUGCAGUUUGGAAAGGAGUUGUGAGACACCCGGAUUGCACUGCAUGCUCGAACAGUUGCCGUAUGGUACGUACAUCGCGGUGGAUAGCUUGUGAGUAAUAAAAUACUUGCUGAAGCAAGUUGCUAUCCACCGCGCCGGAAGAUGG
Molecule: messenger RNA, 5399 nt
Organism: Anopheles funestus (African malaria mosquito)
Lineage: Eukaryota; Metazoa; Arthropoda; Insecta; Diptera; Culicidae
Exons: 2
Coding region: 2964-3959 (331 amino acids)
Source: RefSeq, a predicted model, not a curated record